Messenger RNA from Rhopilema esculentum, 2412 nucleotides. RefSeq names its product tRNA wybutosine-synthesizing protein 3 homolog. The record is from RefSeq and is a predicted model, not a curated record. Lineage: Eukaryota; Metazoa; Cnidaria; Scyphozoa; Rhizostomeae; Rhizostomatidae.
ACUGAACACCGUGCAGGAGCAGGAAGAUCCAAGGUCUGAAUCAUGCAUGAUUCAAACCUGGCCAUAAACACAAGCAAAAUCUUAAACACCAUCUCUAAUUCAAUCUCGAUCUUGAUUCAAUCUGAUUCAAAUCUCAAAGCAUCCUGACUAAAAAACAACAAGGUACCAAUGUAGUUAGAUUAGGGUAUUUCGGUGCACAGUAUGAUUAGUAGCACGUUCGCACCGAUUCGCACAGCUUUUGUUUUAAAAUAUUUAACCAAUGAAAUUGCUAGAUAGUGCGAACUUCGGUGCACAGUAUGUUUUUUAGUAAGGUCGCACCACUGGGCAAAGAUUAAUCCGUCCUCAUGCGUGCUUUGUACAGUUUUGAGCUUAUUUAUGCUUGGCAUGGGGAAUUUUUUCACUGGCGAAAAGGAAUUUUCUGUUAUGGAGUCGACUGGCUACAUGUAUAACGAGUACGUUAAACCUGGUAAUUUGGAAGACAAAGGUCGCUAGAUUUUCAGAGUAACAGUCGACGCGGGAUGUUUUAAAGUUACCACAUUCAUUACCUCCUCCAUGGAUCAAGGGCCUACAAAUUCAUUGUAAUGAUAUUUUUCAUUUUUUGCGUGGCCUGGUUUGUCAUCGUAUACCAUAAACAAAUCGAGAGAGACGACUCGAAUGUUUGCCUGAUUAUAAAAGGAAAACCGUGUCAAUACGUUUAACAAUUUCAAGUUGUUUCUUGCUUUACGCUUGGCUAAGAAACAACACAAAUGACUCUGUAGUAUCAAUUGAAAACUCAGAUAAGGAAUAAACAACAGUUUGACAACGUUCUAAAUAAAGCCAAUUUAAUGUGCGUGUCGAUUGCUCAAAUGAGAAGGGGGCGAAUAUCCUUAAAAACUAUGGGUGUGGUCAAAAAUGAUAUUUCCGAUCACACCCUUGUGUGCGACAGUCAGAAUACUUUCUAGAUCCGCCCCUUGAUUCUUUAAAAUAUUUUCAUGAUGGAGAAGGACAGUGACAAAGACCUGAGCUUUCUUCCUCAGUUUUUACCAAAUGUAAACGUUGUGUCACUUAAAAAUGGUUUAUGAAUAAUUUUAGGCUCAGAAGUAAACAGCAAAACUUGCGACUGCCGAAAUUGAGAAUGUUUAUGUCGUCCUGACGUAAGCAACCUUAGACGCGAACACGAGGCAAGCAAAUGGGCUACUGAUUUAUUUUUACCCAAUUGAUGGCCUAAACAAGAAACAAGACGAGUUGAUCAUUGAAGACAGUAAUACAAAAUUUGUAUGGAAUGUCAGAUAGACAAUGUCCAAGACGAAACGGCAGGAGGUAUUAAUGACAUCAAGUCUUCAAGAAUUUGAGCACCAGAAGUUUAAGAGUUUAUCAGGAAUUGACAACAGUAAAAAGGGAAGCAUCGAUCAGCCAAUUAUUGAUUUGGUAUCAUUCAUAAACAACUUAAAUGAUUUCUUCACAACAAGUUCCUGUUCUGGCAGAAUCGCUGUAAUAUCAGAGGGUGAUGCUAGGAAGAAAGGCUGUAAUUGGUUGUACAUGUCACAUGCUACAAGCAGCCAGUCAGACAUUGUAAAAGCUGUGAAGGACUCAAUAGACUCUGCAACUGCAACUUUUAAAUAUGAAGCUUUUGUGCUUCAUGUGCAAUGUAAAACGUUGGACAAAGCACAGAAAAUGCUCCAAAGUGCACUUCAAGCAGGCUUCAGAAAUUCUGGUCUGGUAAUUGGCAAAAAGAAAAGAAUUAUGUUGGCAGUACGAAGUACACAUGCUAUGGAAGUACCACUUGUUCUGAAAGGCAAGCUUAUGGUUUCUGAGGAGUAUAUAGCAAACAUUGUUGAAAUUUGUAAUGAAAAGCUAGAAGAAAACUUCAAAAGGAUUGACAGAUUUUACAAUGCACUGAAGGCAGUAUUUCAAGUGUGAUAGAAGGAUGAGAAGUUGCUAUGUUCCUGGAUAGCCCUGUCAAGAAAUGGAACACAUGCCCUACAUUGCUUAAGAGAAGAUUAAAAGUUUAACUCAGAUUACUAAUAUAUAUUUAUUGCCAUCUAAACAUUUCCCUUAGAUAAGAAGGAAGUCAUCAAAUGGAAGGGAAAUUUUAUUUUUGCUGAUUUUGUAAGAACUUAUUAAAACGAAUAUUAUCUUUAUUGGUGGCAAAAGUUGCUCAAAAGACAUUUUUCCUUUCACCGGGCAAUUCCAUUACCAAGCACAUUGAUAUAUUGUAGAUGUGAUAGAAAUAGUUUUAUGGAAAAAGAAUUUCUCACAUGGAAACAAAGUUUUAAUGUUUAUAUAGGUGUAUGCUGUUACCCUUAUAUAGGUUAUACUGUUAUCAUUCAAGCUUUUCAAUAUUUUCAAAGUUUUUGGGCUAGUUUAGUAUCUUCCAAUACCUAAUUGUCUGAGAUAUGUAUCUGAGCUUGAAUAAUAUUUGAAUUUUUAUUA